AUGAUUCAAGUUGAUGAUAAUCCUUAACAUAUAAAUCUCAAUCUUUUUCAGAAGAUCAAUACUGGAAAGUAUGAGGAUAUUCAAAUCAAAAUACAAAAGCUCGAAUCUACAUUUUUCUAAUGUUUAAGCUAUAGUAAACAUGAGUAAAUGUAGUAAAAUGAGAAACUACAAACCGAUAACUCAUAACUCCAUGAUAACGAACACAAUAUGAACAAGGACUUAUUAUAAUUCGAACAAUUUGAAAAAUACAUUGCUUAAUACUUUGCCCAACUUCGUUAAUAAUUUGGAAAUAUCAAUUCGAUCUGUUUCAUGACUUCUUAAUAGUUAAACCUAUUUUUCGAAGAAGCUCUUGAAUAAUUGAAUAACAAAACAAAGUUGUUUUAGGACAUUCUAAAACUUAAACUAAUUUAAAGUUCACAAGGUAUUGAUUCAAAUAUAUACAUUAUUAGACUUAUUUUCAAAAGUAUAUCCAACAAAAACAAACUUAAUACUUAAGAAAUGGUAUUUACACAAUUAUUGUUAUCCAUACCCAAAUUAGAUGGAAAUCAAAAAAUUAAUCAAUAAAACACAACUAUCGAAGAAGAAAGUAUUAAAAUUUUUUAAUUAAGAUAUUAAAUUGGUUUAUAAAUGCUCGCAAUAGUUUUAAGAGGAAAAAACAAAAAAAAUAAAAAUACAAAGUAUUAGUGCAGGAGCACUAUAAAGCCUUGGUCCAACCGAAAAAACAAGGCUAAAACUCGUAUUAAGAAGAAUCAAAUUAACAAAUUUUAUUUUGA
This is a messenger RNA of Paramecium octaurelia, 773 nucleotides long. The record is from the annotation of a GenBank genome assembly. Lineage: Eukaryota; Ciliophora; Oligohymenophorea; Peniculida; Parameciidae.